This is a messenger RNA of Alosa sapidissima (American shad), 1699 nucleotides long. RefSeq names its product nicotinate-nucleotide pyrophosphorylase [carboxylating]-like. The coding region runs from base 245 to 1135 and encodes 296 amino acids. The transcript has 5 exons. Gene Ontology annotation, cellular component: cytoplasm. Gene Ontology annotation, molecular function: nicotinate-nucleotide diphosphorylase (carboxylating) activity. The record is from RefSeq and is a predicted model, not a curated record. Gene Ontology annotation, biological process: quinolinate catabolic process; NAD+ biosynthetic process. NCBI's taxonomy places the organism in Eukaryota, Metazoa, Chordata, Actinopteri, Clupeiformes, Clupeidae.
UAGGUCCGCCAGAGCCCGUCUACGGACCGCUCAAUUUGUUUUCACGCAUAGGUAACUUUUAUUUUGAAGACAUGCAACAGUGUACACAACCUCCCUAGAUUAUUGACCCCGAGGGACAGAAAACCAGAUUGCUUUUCAUCAUAAGGUAGUAGGUAGUUUCUGGAAGAAUUCUUUGGGACUACCUGAAUUUACCGUUUAAUUGAGACAACGGGCACCUUCCUGUUUUGAACUUACUCAGAACAAGAUGUCACGUGAUCUUUCACAAACACUCCCCCCUCAAGCGCUGAGCCGGCUGGCACAGGAAUGGCUGAUGGAAGACACGCCGAACUUUGACCUGGCAGGAGUGUGCGUCGGGUCACGUGAAGUGAAGGCCCGAUUGCUGUGCAAAUCCCCAGACACUGUACUGGCUGGCUGCCCAUUCUUCAACGCAGUCUUCACAGAGCUGGGAUGCACUGUAGAGUGGACUUUCACAGAAGGCCAAAACUUGGGACCAGAUCCAGUGACCGUUGCAGCGGUGGUGACCGGCCCAGCCAGGUGCGUCUUGCUGGGGGAGCGGCCUGCACUGAACUGCCUGGCACGGGCCUCCGGCAUUGCCACGCGCUGCGCUCAGCUGCAGAGUCUGGCCCGCGCGGCCGGGUGGCACGGGCAGGUGGCGGGCACGCGCAAGACCACGCCAGGCUUCCGGUUGGUGGAGAAGUACAGCAUGCUGGUGGGAGGGGUGUCCACGCAUCGGCACGACCUGAGCAGCAUGGUGAUGCUGAAGGACAACCACGUGUGGGCCGUCGGGAGCAUCUCACAGGCGGUGGCGGACGCUCGGUCAGUGUGUGGCUUCAGCACCAAGAUUGAGGUGGAGUGCAGGAGCGAGGAGGAGGGGAGGGAGGCCGCCAGGGCCGGCGCCGAAAUCAUCAUGCUGGACAACUUUAAGCCUGAGGACCUUCACGUCGCUGCCCAGGCCCUAAAGCGAGACUUCCCGGGCGUGAUCAUAGAGGCCAGCGGAGGGGUGACACCCGACACCCUUGCCCAGUACUUCUCCCCGCACGUGGACGUCAUCUCCCUGGGCUGCCUGACCCAAGGGUGCCCUGUCUCCGACUUCUCCCUCAAGGUGCAGCGCCCCGACCCCCAGGUUGGACAGUGAGGCAGGAGCUUGGUGCACUGGAUAGCGGGGGGGGGGGGGGUCUUUCUGGAUUCAUUCCUGCUCACUUCCAGUCACUAAUGCCUCCAUUUGUUUGGAUCCUCAAUGUUUAAGUCACAUGAGCUUUUCUGUGCCAUGGUGAUCACAGGACUUCAGCCCGUCUUGUCAUACGCCUAGUGGACAAAUGCUUUACCAUCUCAUCAUUACUGGUGUCAUCAAGGACUUGAAUUUACCCAAUCAGUGUUACUAUAACCCUAGUAUUUAAUUAAUACCUAAAAAAGCUCACAUUCCAGUAUAAAAGAUACAUUUUGCAUCCUCUCAUUUAAGCAGAUUGCAGCCUUAAAUAGUUAGACAGACUAUAACCCUAGUAUUUAAUUAAUACCUAAAAAGCAUUCCAGUAAAAUAAGUAUACCAUCCUCUCAUUUAUGCACAUUUUAAUGCAGGCUUUCUUUCCAGAAUACAGCAGGUAAAGCUUUUACUUUUAACACCUGUUUCUAACGUAACAUGCCCUUAUGUAUGUUUGAUACAGUAUUGUAAGACAAAUAAAAAGUGGUCAUGAGCUUGUAA